AUGGCAUCUUCACUUCACCUAAAAAACGUUCUCGCGUCAAGUCCUUCUCCAUAUGUAAGUCACAAUCCUGCUCUGGCGCCUGUAUCGCACGCUGACAGCUACAAGCUCCGCGCUCAUAAAGACAACCCAGUGGCAUGGCAGGAAUGGGGGCCUAUGGCUACCGAGCAUGCAAAGACACAUCAACGCAUGAUAUUCCUUAGUGUGGGUUACACCGCAUGCCAUUGGUGCCAUGUCAUGGAAAAGGAGUCGUUCUCCUCGCCUGAAGUCGCCGAAGUGCUCAACAAAAACUUCAUUCCUAUUAAGCUUGACAGAGAAUCUCGGCCAGACCUUGAUGAGAUAUACAUGAACUUUGUCACAGCCACGACCGGACAUGGAGGUUGGCCACUUAACGUCUUCCUUACUCCAGAUUUGAAGCCAAUCUUUGGUGGCACCUACUGGCCAGGCCCAGUUUCAAGCACGACUGCACCUUCUGGAAUUGAUGACGACAAGCCUCUGAACUUCCUCGAUGUUCUGAACAAGAUGGUCGAUGUCUGGAACAGGGAGCGACAGAGGUGUCUGCUGUCGGCCGAAGACAUGACCCAGCAGUUGCAGGAGUUUGCGCUCGAAGGCAGCUAUCGAUCGACGCGGCCCAGUAGUCCUGCGGGAUCCAAUGAUGCCGAGCCUAUAGAUCUUGAUCUCCUUGAUGAUGCAUUGGCACAUUUUGUCACCAAGUACGACAGAGACAUGGGCGGCUUUAGUAUCGCACCAAAGUUUCCCAUGCCAGUCAACUUACGUUUCUUACUGCGUCUUGGUGCCUCUGUUAGAAAUGACGGACGGGCUAGAACACACACUAGGUUCGGUUUUCCAGCUCCAAUACCUGCUAUACUUGGCAAGAAGUCGUGUACAACAGCUGCCACUAUGGCACUACACACCCUCCUUGCGAUGUCUAGAUCUGGCCUCAGAGAUCACCUGGGCCACGGCUUUCACAGAUACAGUGUUACACCUGAUUGGAACCUACCACAUUUCGAGAAAAUGCUUUACGAUAAUGCUGAGUUACUGGCAGUCUAUUGCGAUGCAUGGGCUCUGAGUCAGAAUCCGGAAAUACUGGGCACAAUCUAUGACCUAGUCGAGUACUUCACGAGCAUGGAGUCGCCUAUCGUACGAAGACAAGGAGGAUGGUUUUCAAGCGAAGAUGCAGAUUCAUAUCCAGGCCUGAAUGCACAGGAUGAAAAGAAGGAAGGUGCCUACUACGUCUGGACAAUGAAAGAGUUCAAACAAAUCCUGGGGGACCGGGACGCAAGCAUUCUUGCACGGCACUUCGGGGCACGACCUGACGGGAACGUUCCAGCCAAGUACGACGUUCACGACGAGCUCCUGAACCAGAACACCAUCUUCGUCAGCGUCACACCUUCGAUGCUCGCGAAAGAGUUCAAACUCAAAGAAGCCGAUAUCGUCAAGAUCAUAAAGUCUGGAAAGUCAAAAUUGGAAGAAUACAGAUCGGCCAAUCGAAGCAAACCAGACAUCGACGACAAGGUCAUUGCAUCCUGGAACGGUUUGGCUAUCAACGCUCUCGCCAGAGCAGCAGCAACUCUCAGCCAAAUCGACGAAGGACGAGCCCAGAAGUGUCGCGAUGGUGCAAUCCGUGGCCUAAUGUUCAUCAAGAACGAAAUGUACAACCCAAAAACAGGAAAACUAACACGGAUACACAACCCGACAUCCGCUCAAGACGACCCAACGCGCGACCUCGCAUUCGUCGACGACUACGCCCACAUCAUCAAGGCCGCCAUCGGCGUCUACGACUUGACGCUCGACUUCCAAUACCUCGACUUUGCAUUCAAGCUGCAAGAAACGCUCGAUCAACACUUCCUGGCAGGUACUACCUCAGGCGGCUACCUGCAAGCCGCAAAAGUCGACUCGCCUACCACGUUACCAGAACAGAUCCUGCGUCUCAAGCCAGGCACAGAUAAUACCGUCCCCUCACCCAACGGCAUCAUCGUCUCGAAUCUCUUCUACCUCUCUUCAUAUGCCAAGACAGCACCACAAUUACAAAAUGAUCUAGCGCUCGGUGACAGGUUAUACAUGCAAGCGAAAGGCACUAUUGACGCGUUCGCCGUCGAAGCACUACAGCAUCCAUUCCUGUAUGUUACGUUACUGGCUGGCGUGGUCAUGGAGAAUCUGGGUAUGCAUAGCUUGAUGGUGCCGCCUGAUAUGUCGUUGGAGGAGGUGCAGAGACGGGGGCUGCGAGGGUUCUCGCGGACUGUGGUUAGAGGGCCGGACGGGAUGAGGAGUGGUGAGGUUAUGAUAUGUACGAGGGAUGGGGUUUGUAGGCCGUUGAAGGAGGGAGAGUUGGAUGUGGGUGAUGAAGAGAGUGGUGGUGCUGGUUCAACGGCUUGA
Lithohypha guttulata is the source of this 2373-nucleotide messenger RNA. RefSeq lists its product as uncharacterized. Gene Ontology annotation, biological process: carbohydrate metabolic process. NCBI's taxonomy places the organism in Eukaryota, Fungi, Ascomycota, Eurotiomycetes, Chaetothyriales, Trichomeriaceae. The coding region runs from base 1 to 2373 and encodes 790 amino acids. The transcript is spliced from 2 exons. The record is from RefSeq and is a predicted model, not a curated record.